Danaus plexippus (monarch butterfly) is the source of this 6717-nucleotide messenger RNA. RefSeq lists its product as uncharacterized. Bases 196 to 6579 code for a protein of 2127 amino acids. The transcript is spliced from 8 exons. NCBI's taxonomy places the organism in Eukaryota, Metazoa, Arthropoda, Insecta, Lepidoptera, Nymphalidae. Gene Ontology annotation, cellular component: proton-transporting V-type ATPase complex. The record is from RefSeq and is a predicted model, not a curated record. Gene Ontology annotation, molecular function: proton-transporting ATPase activity, rotational mechanism.
AUAAAAAAAAUCCUCUGUCAAAGCCGAACAAAUUUUCAUUACCGCAACGAUGUCUCGGUUAGAUUAAAACCAAAAUGUAAAAAAAUAUAUAACAAUAACAAUAGCCGCAAUCAAUAAAUAUAACACUAAAAUGUAGAAUAAAAAAUAAUAAAAAAAAAAAAACCAGAAAGUUACAAAUUCAAUUGAUUUUCCAAGAUGUUUAAGGAUGACGAUGACAAAGACGAAGGAGCAGCCUUCGGCAUCACCAGGUAUCAGUGCAUGCCGUCGUUGGUGGCGUUGCAGCAGAUGAGGAACCGUCUCCAUCUGGCUUUCCUCGGCAAGAAGCUGAUGAAAUGGACUGCCUUGGCUACCGGCAGGGAGAUGAGGCGGCUCGCCCAGGAGUUAUACGACGUGUACGAGGGUUUCGGUGAGGAGUUGAGAAAUGCCUUCAUUCUGCUCGCCAGAUGUCGCUACUUCUCUCCGCCAUUAAACAGCAUAGUCUUAGAAGAUAUUGGACAAAAGGCUGGUGUGUUAGUACAUCAGGCUACAAAGACGGUGUCGGCAGUGAAGAUAGUCCAAUUUGACAUAUUCGAGACUGAAUAUCCCCCUUAUCCACAUUUGGGAUUGGAGAAAGGGGGACAGACCAUAUACGAGACGAAGAAAGCCUGGCUGGAUCUGCUCAAGCGGCUUAUUAUGAUGAUGCAGCUCAGAGCCAGUUUCCUCAUGGUGGAGCUAGCCCAUAAAAAUGCCAAUAAGAAAAUGAACGUUUUGGGAAAAGUUGUCAUACCGAGAACAAAUGUAACAAUGGAUUAUAUAAAUAACGAGCUGGAGGAAUAUGCGAGAGAGGAGUUUUUUAGAUUAAAAAAGGUUUUGGAAAUUAAAAGGAAAAUGUAUGGAGAUAAGGAUGGGAAGAAAGAAAAGCCGAAGGACCCUGGGGAUCUAUCAUUGUGUCCAGGUUGUGUUAAGGACGAUGAAGAUUCAAAAGAAGAUAAGAUCAAGGAACUACAGAUUAAAACUCCCGAAGAGGAUAUGUCGGCCUAUGGCGGGUUGAUGCAAGAGAGCCAACUGAAUGAACUAAUAAAACAAAUAAGCGAGGUCGUGGAUACCACUAAGGAUAUGGAUAAAAAGGGUCUGGUCUCAGCCAGUGUUGAGGAUUUUAUAAAGACCGCAGAGGAGUUGAAAGCGAAGUUGGCACAAAAAUCGGAAUUAGACGAAAAAGAAGAUGUGAAAAAUGUAGAAGAUGAGCUGGAGAAGGUAGCAAAGGAACUAGAAGACUUGGAUGAAAACCCUAGCAUAGACCCGCAGAUGGAAGACGAUAUGGAGUAUGGUAAAUUAUGCGACUCGUGUAAAAACAAAUGUAUUAUGAAAGAUAGAGGUAAAGAUAAAGAUAUCCAAUCCGUCUUGUUUGACGAUGAAGAUUCAAUAAAAUCUACGGCACCAAGGACCGCGACGAACACUACGCCAGGGUCAGGACUAUCUGAAGAGACUGUACAACUAAAGCAAUCAAGCCAAGAGGAAUUUCUUGAUGAUUCUGAUUCCGAUUUGGGGGCUUUUGAGAAGGAAGUAAAAGAAAUCACCACAAUCACAAGAACAAGAAACGAAGAUGGAUCGGUUAGUGUGCAAAAGAAAAUUGUAAAAAUUGAAAGACAAUUUAGACCCGUUCGAAACCAAGGCUCUCAAGGUCCUAGCCGAUUCGAUUCUGGCAAUCCAUCGAGGAACGCAUCCAAUCAGCCAUCGACUACUUCAUCCCGGAAAUCAAAUCCAUAUUCGGGUUCAAAAACUGUUGGUUCUAUAAAAGUUCCAAUACCUUCUUAUAAAUCUAUAUUUAUACCAAAUAAAAAUAUAAGGAAGGCUAAGUCGGAAACAUUUAAUCAUUACACCCCGAUGUCUGAUCCCAUAGAAAGACAAUGUUUGUCAUCAGGAACAUUGCUCUCAGCAGAUUUAGAUUUCAAUAUUAACCCAAUGAGAAGUAAUAAUUCUGUAUUCGGAGAAAAUAGAUCGAAUUAUCAAAAUGGAUUUUACAAUCAAAGUCACCUAACAAAAGUUAAUAGCUACCAACAGAAGAAUGUUACAUACGAAAGUUUAUCGGAUCCUGACAACAAUAAAACGCUGUCGUCAUCUGACGAGGAUUUGUUUAGAGAUAGCGGCAAUAGUAAUUCAAUUUCCGAUGCCACAGUUAAUCCGAAAUGUAAUCAGAAACUAGGUGUGAGCGUGUCUUUUAGCAUAACAUCAUCUUUUUCCUCCGCAUUAUCUUGUUGUUCAGUUAUAUUACAUGAAAGCUACAAAAAUAAAAAGAAGGAACAGAAACAAACUCUAGGCAAUAGGAAAAAGAGUUCUACAGGUCUCACAUUAAUACAGACGAAUGUCGAUACGUUUGUAGCUGGGUGGUUAUCAGCAGCUCCGACAAAACCUGAACCAAAUAUUAAGUCAAGAUUUUAUAUCCGCAGGAAAUGGAAUGUCCUGGGGAAAGUGGUUGUACCAAGAAUCAAAUUAACAAGUGCUUAUAUAAAUUCAGAGCUAGAGGAAAUUGAAAGGGAGGACAACUUUAGAUUGAAAAGAUUCAAAGAGUUAAAGAUUAAGAAAAAAAAGGAAGUUGAGGGACCAGCAGAAAAACCGGGACCGAAAGAAUCAAUAACGAAUAAAAAUGAGGAUUCCUCUUUGACCUCUUAUAAAUCAGUAAGAUCGGACAAAUUUCCUGUGUGUGAUCAAAGUUCUGUCUGCGUUUGUAAACCUGCUUCAGUUGGAGGCGAUGAACUGGUGUCGUUGAAGAAUAUCGACUUUAUAGACCAAAGAGACUUCAGCUUAGACUCUGUCAGAGCGAACAAAAACAAGAAUGAAAAUAAAACUGACAGUAUAUUAAAAUUAUUCCAAAACGAGAGUAGAAAUUCAAAAAUAACAACAAUCAGGGAACUUAAAGAUUUUAAAGAGGAAGUUUAUGAUGAUGCAGGCACAAUACCUUGUUCGUGUCAAUCUAAAUAUAGAAAGAGUAGUAUAACUACGGGUGAAGAAGUAUGCUGUAGAAGAGUAAGUGAAUCACAAAGCGAAUUGUGGAGGCAAGCGUCGGGAGCGAUCCCAUGUGUUUGUAAAACUAAAGCAAUAGAAUUUAUAGACCAAAGGGAAAAAGGAAAUGAUGGCAGCGUAAAUGAACCGUUAUUUUUAGAGCCAGACACCAAAAGUGCUUGUUGUAAGUCAAAAACACCGUCAAUUGAAUUUAUAGAUCAAAGAGAUGCCCGUUUUGAAAGCUUUUCGAAUUCAACAAACGGAGGCUCUCAAAAUGACAACAGAACAACAAAUUAUUUCAUUUACUGCACCAUAUCCAUUGUAAAAGGAGGACGAAAAUAUAUGCAACAAGCAAAACCAAGUUGUUGUCAUAAAUCACAACAAAUUGAAUUCAUAGACCAAAGAGAGACAAACAGUGAAACUAAAUUUGUACCCGACUCAAAAGCUGAUUGUUGUAAUAAAUCACGACAGAUUGAAUUUAUAGACCAAAGAGAGGUAAAUAAUGAUAUGAAGUUUGUUCCCGACGCGAAAGUGGAUUAUUGUAAAUCACAACACAUAGAGUUCAUUGAUCAAAGAGAGAUAGAUAAUGAAAUGAAGUCUGUUCCUGACUCGAAAGAAAUUGAAUUUAUUGACCAAAGAGAGAUAGAUAUUGGAAUGAUGGUUGAUCCUGAGUCAGAAGUGAAUUCUUAUAAAACGCAAAAAAUUGAUUUCAUAGACCAAAGAGAGAUAGAUAACGAAAUGACAUUUAUUCCCGACUCAAUACUAAAUGAUGGUAAAACACAAAAAAUUGAAUUCAUAGACCAAAGAGACCAUAGACUAAAUGAUAAUAUAAAAUAUAUUUUUGACUCUUGUAAAUCACAAAAAAUUGAUUUUAUAGACCAAAGAAUGAGAAAUAAUGUAACCAAUGUUAUAGAUGACUUGAAAACCUCCUGUUGCAAAUCUAGCUCGCCGACAAUUGAAUUCGUAGAUCAGAGGGAUCCAGGAAGAGUAGUCAAUUUGAAUACAAAUAGCCCAUGCUGCGGUGAAACAGACAAGGAAAGGGGUCGUAGAGAACAAACAAAACAUAAGGUAGACUCAAAAACUUCCUGCUGUAAAUCAAUAUCACAAUCAAUUGAAUUUGUAGAUCAAAGGGAAAUAGAAAAAAAUGGUAAUUCAACAAACAGUGAAAUGAAUUCAAAAGAGGAAAUGAAAUAUAAGCCAGAUUCAGAUACUUCCUGUUGCAAAUCUAAAUCGCAUUCAAGAGAAUACAUAGACAGAGAAAAUAAAAGAAACGAAGGUAAUUUAAACCAAAAUAAUGUAUGUUGUAAAGAAGAAAGUGAACUUAAUACGAGGGAUGUGAAUUUAAAAGAUAAAAUUAAAUUUAAGUCCAAUUCAAAAACGGCCUGUUGCAAAUCUAAGUCGUUAGAUUUCAUAGAUGAAAGGAAAUUAUUAAAAAAAGAUUCCAGCGAUUUUAAAAAUCGUGAUACAGGAAAUUAUGUGUCCUUGUUAAAAAAUAACAGAGAUAUUUGUUCGUCUUGUAAAUCAAGUAGUUCGCAGUACGCUGAAAAUAGUUCAGAUGUAACACAGUCUUUAGACAUUAAUACAGAUUUUAGUGGUUCCGUUUUCCAAAAUCCAGAAUCAAAUAUAGAGAGUUGUACUCAAAGUAUUUGCAGCCACUGUUCACUCGCAAAUAAAAACUUAACAAGCGAUGACGCACUUAAGUCUCUGUCUUCUGAUAAAAAUUGUACUAACAUAUGUGAAAAACAAUUACAGGAUAAAAAAGGCAGUUCAAAACAUAUUUGUAAGGGACGUAAGGCAAAAAGUGAAAAUAACGAUAUCGGCUUUAAACAAACUGUAAAAGAAAUAAACGAAAUGAAGAUAACCUGCAAGGACGGCAGCUUCAAAGCUGAGAAGCGAAUUAAGACAAUAACAAAUGAGAAAAACAACGUACCAUGCGGUAAAUGUCAUUCAGAAAGUCUGGUUUACAAAAAACCAAGGAAUGCGUCAUUACAGAAAUCAAUAAAAUCACUUAAAUCAAUAAAUCUAAGUAAAUUUAAAAUAUUUACAUCCUGUUUUGUUUCCAAAGGAAAAUCUAAAACGUCUUGUAGUGGAGUUUCUCAAUGUUCAGAGGUAGAUAAAAAUUGUUCAGGAGUUUUAAAUAAAAGUAAUCCAUCGACAUCUGAAUGCUCUGUUGCUUCCGUCAAUUAUAGUAAUAGUGAUAAAACGACCACUUGUUAUACGUGUACAGGAACCCAAACAAACGAUCAGGCAAAAAAGGUUCAGACAUGUUCAAGUUUAAGUGGUGGGAGACCAUCAAAAGUGAGUUCCAAAUCUAGUAUCAAUAUUAGAAUAAUCGCUAAGAGUGGCACCGUUACACCAAAGGAGGGCACAAAUGACAUUGAGGUCACACCCAGUGACUUUAGCAUACUCAAGAGAAUACUUAUACGGGCUAGCAAGUCUUCAGCGUGUAUUACGAAAUCAAAAAAGUCGAAAUCUAGUUCUAAGGGCAGUUGCAGUUCUAGUUUAAGUGCGAAAUCGUCAAGUUCCACAAAAAGGGACCUAUCUUCUUGCCCUAAUGACAAGUGUACACGAAAAAAACCAAAGAAACACAAUUGCCAACUCGAGAAUAAAGAACCUUCUAUGAAGAGUAGUAAGACGACAAUGACCUCAAAAUGCACUUGUUGUUCUGGGUGGAAAACUAAAUCUUCCACUUCGAUAGAAAGAGAACCCCCUCCCUGCCACCAAGAAAUGCGUAAAGGUAGCCAAGAUCAAACAAAAAAAUUCAACUAUUUUAAUAGAAAAGUGAAAAGCGAAACAGUUCAAUUUGGGCCGUCAUGUUGUAGUGUCCGGAGUUCUGUGAAAAACGUGUCCACUGAAUCCGUUGCCGAUUCAUGUAGUAAGCUAAUUUCUAGAAUCGUAAAAAAACAUUCAUGCGUAUCAAAUACCAAAACAAAAUCGUCGCCCGCAACUAAACUUGAUAGUAAACUCUGCACUUGUAAUGACAAAAAGAGCGCUGAUGCAAAGGAAUGUAUAUGCAGUAAAUCGAAAAGCACGCCACAGAAGACGUGUACGUGUAGUAAAACAAAGGAAAAAGAUAAAUGCUCAUGUAAUGUUAGGGAGAAGAAUAAAAGUAAAUGUACUUGUUCAACACCGAAGCAGUGCACUUGUAAAAGGUUACCACCGAAACGAUGUCCAAGUGACUGUGACAGAAUUUCAAACAGGCCAACAGAGUACUUGGACAAGCUUGAAACAAAAUACUUCAGCAAGAACUGCUGCAAAUCAGCAACCCCGAGUGACGUGCUAUCAUCUGGUAGCAACGAUUCGAAAACAAAUAAUGCAGCCACACAAAAAAGUUCAAAGCAUUCCUGCGACUCAGUCUGCUCCCAGGAUAAAUUUGUCGUUGAAGUUCCUUCUCAAUGCUCGUUCUGUGGAAUGAAAGAGGCUUCGACUAUGACCAGAAGAUCUGAUAGGUAUGAUGUUAGGCCAUUGAGAUUACUUUCAAGAAGGAAGCCGUACUUUUGCUGUCAAUCUGAUACGGGGUUACUAUCGCGCGCUAAGGCCUUAAAGAUUAAAAUUACAAGAUGUCGUUCCGCGGACGAUAGGAGACGAUAUUGCUAUUGAACUGUCUCUCGAUCUGAUAUUUUAUACAAUGCUAUCUUAUUUUAGUGCACCUCCCAAAACAUUAUGUUCUAGUACCUUAGAUAUAUAACAUUUGAUUAAAUAAACUUUACAUAAAUGAUUAUUGCAAUAAAUUUUUUA